AUGCACUCCUGGACCGAGAUCGUCGAGCUCAUCGCGUCGGGCGAGCUUCAGCUACUUAAGCGGACUCAAAAGACCACGGAAGCGUACCAUUCCUACAAGCAGGCCUUGGCAUUGCGAGGAACCACUGUGGUGGACCUCGUCGUCAAUGACAAGCUAUGCUGGGACCGUCAAGAACUCGCGAAACUGGCGGUCAAGUAUCCUGAUGCCCAAACGCAGGCCCAUGUGCUGUUGACAGACCGCGCGCUGUUCAGUUUGCUACCCAACGAUUUCCCCUACGAUUUUCCGGCGACCGUUCACCAUCUGGUGCUGUGGAGCAAAAUCCAGAUCCCGCUGUAUCGUGAGAAUUCGCGCGAAAUGGUUCCGGAAGUGCGCGAAACGAUCGAGCAGUUCUUGGCCAGCAAUCUCGCAGGCUACGAUCUGCAAGGCUAUGCCUGGUUCGUCAACUAUCCGUAUUUACAAAGCAUCAAGGCGAUUUCACAUAUUCACGUGCUCUUGAAUACCAACGACUCGCCAAGCAUUGACGCCAUGUUGUCGCGUGGGUUUUGGCCGAUUGGCGCGGGGGGGAAAGCGUAG
This is a messenger RNA of Lachancea nothofagi CBS 11611, 573 nucleotides long. Lineage: Eukaryota; Fungi; Ascomycota; Saccharomycetes; Saccharomycetales; Saccharomycetaceae. The record is from the annotation of a GenBank genome assembly.